This is a messenger RNA of Salvia miltiorrhiza (redroot sage), 459 nucleotides long. RefSeq names its product probable pectin methylesterase CGR2. The record is from RefSeq and is a predicted model, not a curated record. The transcript is spliced from 3 exons. Gene Ontology annotation, molecular function: methyltransferase activity. Bases 34 to 438 code for a protein of 134 amino acids. NCBI's taxonomy places the organism in Eukaryota, Viridiplantae, Streptophyta, Magnoliopsida, Lamiales, Lamiaceae. Gene Ontology annotation, biological process: pectin metabolic process.
AUACCUAUUCUGAAGAAAACAUAUGGUGACAGCAUGAAAAAGGUAUUGCAUGUUGGUCCUGAAACCUGCUCGGUGGUCUCUCAAUUAUUGAAACAAGAGGAUACAGAAGUCUGGGGUAUAGAGCCUUAUGAGUUAGAUGAUGCUGAUGCCAGCUGCAAGAAUCUAGUUCGCAAAGGCAUCGUGCGAGUGGCUGAUAUCAAAUUUCCCCUUCCGUACAGGCCUAAGACAUUUUCCCUCGUCAUAGUUUCAGAUGCAUUGGAUUACUUGUCUCCUAAGUAUCUUAACAAGACUGUUCCACAGCUAGCGAGGGUAGCUUCUGAUGGCUUAGUUAUAUUAUCUGGUUACCCAGGUCAGCAAAGAGCUAAAGUGUCGGAGCUUUCCAAGUGGGGGCGCCCGGGUAAUGAAUCAUUAAACCAAAGCACCAAGAAAAAGUUGUGAUCUGCAACUCAGUUUCAAUUG